This is a messenger RNA of Moesziomyces aphidis, 957 nucleotides long. The record is from the annotation of a GenBank genome assembly. Lineage: Eukaryota; Fungi; Basidiomycota; Ustilaginomycetes; Ustilaginales; Ustilaginaceae.
AUGCCCCCUCGCCGCACCCGAGCAGCCGUGAAGGCGGAGUCGCCCGAGCCCGAGCCCGAGCCCGCCGCGCCAGCCUCGCCAUCAGAACCAUCAGAACCAUCCGCUGGCCCAAGCAACGACGCAUCUGCGUCCACGAGCAAAGGCAAGAGCAAGGCACGAGCUGCACGUCACCAGCCGCUCGUCGCCGAAUCCGCGCCCUCUCCGCAGCCUGAAGUAGACGAAGCAAAGGUGUCCAUGGCGGACCGGCAGGCGCGCUUGACGGCGCUGCGAGCGCGGAUGGCAGCGUCGACCAAAGCCAACCGACGCGACAUUCUCUCGGAGCAAUCGCGCGCGCGUGCGGUGGCUGCCGAGAUGCGCGGCCCGUCUGCAUCACGCAAGCUGCAAAAAGCGGAAAAGGUGCUGGAGGAGCGCGACCUUCGCGAAUCAGGAGAGGACGUGGAGCGACAUCGGAACAUGCAGUACUCGCUCGAAGACUCGGAGCGCUGGGAUGCCAAGCAGGAGCAAAAGCAGAAGCGCAUCGAUCAAGGCCAGGCGGACUUUGGUGAUGCGGCCGAAAAAGCGUACCAGCGCCAGCUGAGGUCGCUCAAACCGGACGUGGCUGCGUACAAGCAGCAGCGCGAUGCAGAUCAGAGCGCACGAAAGGCGACCGGCAAAGCAGUGGUGCUUGGAGGCGAUGAGAUCUACUAUGGCGAUCACAGGCCUUCGGACGAUGCACUGGAUAGGGUCGUUUCGCAUCUGAACAAGGAGCGAGAGCUGAUUCAGAAUAGGAGCAGACGGAGGCAGGAUGCGGACGACGACCAGGUCAACUACAUCAACGACGACAACAAGCACUUUAACAAGAAGCUCAAGCGCUUCUACGAUAAGCAGACGCAGGAGAUCAGGGAGAAUCGCGCGGUGUCGGACAUGCUUGCACUGCUGUGCGGGCGCAUGGUCAACUUCAAGUGGCGCUACGACUAG